Oryctolagus cuniculus (rabbit) is the source of this 1487-nucleotide messenger RNA. The record is from RefSeq and is a predicted model, not a curated record. Lineage: Eukaryota; Metazoa; Chordata; Mammalia; Lagomorpha; Leporidae.
AUUAGGCACUUAAACGACUUUUUCACAGCUCUGCUCAGAGAUCUGACACAAGGCUGACUGAGCACCAUGCAAAUCCGCUCAAAGACCUGGUGGAAUCUCUGUCUUCCUGGUGCCGCACUGCCAGCCUCUCCCGUGCGUGCAGGUGCCUGCUUCCAGGACUUGACGCGCCACUGCUCCCUGCCUCAACAGACCAGAACUGCAUCAACGUGUGACUCAGAUAAUCAGGAAAGACAACAAGGAGUCAUUUUGUUGGACCUACUUGAGUUUUUUCAUAUUCCUCUUUCCCUUCUUUAGAAUCUGCAAGGAAACUUCACUUUCCCUGUUGCUAGUUGUCUUGAUUGUUUUUCUGUCACCUUUGUUGACUCAAAACUGACUUCACAACCUUUCUCCAGCAGGUGGUGCUUCUCAGGGGCGGCCCCCUAUCCCUCCACCCCCACCCCCAGUCCCAAUGCCCAGACUCCUGCCUUUAUCAGUUUGUUUUCAGGGUGCUGGGCCUGCCCACUGUAAGCCAAAGUCCUUUUUCUUCUCUCUGGUUUGUUUUGUUUCUCAGAAAUGAACUGCUUACAUUUCAGGAUAGCGAUUUCUUUUACCAUCCUGGCUCCCGGCAUCCUCAGCUGAUCCUGGUGCGAUGUGGCCUGCGUCGGGCAGCACCUCCCGAAGCGGGCGCCUCUUUGGAGUUUUGACCUUGCUCCUCUGCCCAUCCAGCCUGCACGGUUGCAGUUCACCUCCCAGGAUUCGACACGGAAGCUAUAAAGUUAUCACCAAGUUUCUGGGGCUCCCCACCACGGUGCAGUAUAAAUGCCAGGAAGGCUACGCACUGGUGGGCACAGCCACCCUCUCCUGCAAGUUUUUUCGAUGGUCCUCUCCAGCUCCUCAGUGUGCAGCCCUCUGUCUAAAACCAAGGAUCCCAAAUGGAAAGCUGUCUGUGGAGAGGGACCAGUACAUCACUCCUGACACCCUCACCAUCCAGUGUGACCCUGGCUACAAGAUGGUUGGCUCCCAGGUUAUCUCCUGUUCACAGCACAGAUCUUGGAUCCCAGCUGUGCCCAAGUGCAAGAGAGUGAAUACUGCUCCUUCAGAAGUCCUAGAACAUGAGGAAGUCCUAGAGGGCCAACACCUCCUGGAGUGUCUCCCAGAUCCCGGCGACUCAAAAAUGGCCCUGGAAUUACACAAACUAUCUCUGAGGAUUGAAACACUGGAGCAAGAGAGAGCCAAGGGCAUUAAAUACAUUUAAAUACACAAAGCUCUUUCCCAAAGAGGAUGGAGGAAAGCUGUGCUUUCUGGAUAGUUCCGGAGGGAAAGUUUUAGUUUAUCAGCUCCAUCAGCUCAUCAUACAUUACAGUUAAUAACUCUGGUGAAACUUGCUGGUAUAGAGAGUGAUCCUAGAACGAGGAAUUAUUGAUAAUGUGUAUCACUAUCACUCUGCCUAAGUUUUUAGUUUUCUGGAGUUGUCAGGCUAUCUGGAAUAAAUAAUUAUCUAUUAAAAA